AUGCCUGGUAUUGUAGCUCUGGGUGCCAAAAGGCUGAUUGGAACCAUCCUAGUGUAUGACGAUUUCCUUCCAAAUCACCUUGAUGUUCAGCUUUGCCGAGACUAUGGGUUCGCUCGAGCACAAUUUGAACAAAGUGAAAGUCGGUUGCUUAGCCUUUUCCAAGGGAUCAUCACCUAUGGGAAUAUUGAUUCACGCGAAAUCCAUCGACAGAGACUUGCUGGUACUCUCAUUGAUUAUAUCAAAAACUAUUACGAAAACAUUCCGGCGUAUGCCCGUGGUGGCUAUUAUCCGUGGUUCUUAAAAAAUCAGCAUUUACUUGCUCCACCUAAAUUUCCUGACAUGUCCACUGCUAUUCUGAGCAACAGUGAAUUCAUUCAAAGGGCGUGGUGUUUUGCUGGGGGACUGGUGACUGAUGACCUCGAUAGCAUCCAAUCCCAUACGAAAGACUGGCCGGAAGAGAAGCUUCGUGCCUUUAGAUUCGUGCAAUUACUGCUUCACACAAGAUUUCAGCUCUCUCCCGAUCUCCCUGAGUGGGUUCAUUUCGGUUUCUGUGGAUGCAGUUCGCCCAACGAGGAAAAGAAUCUCUGGAAUUCCUAUAUCGAGCUGAUCCAUAAAGUCUCGUUUGAACAUUUUUACACCGCAUAUGAUGGUUCGUCUCUCCCUGAUCUUUUCUCGGCCAACGGGUUGGAGAUCACAAAUCCAUUCGUCCUUGACGUCCUCAGCGGCACUCCACAUAUGACAAAAUCGGUCUGGAGUCUCAAGCAGUUCGCUCUCGGUGACUACGCGAGGUUGAAACCCUCCUCGAUUGUUGACUAUGGAUUCAUGAAUUGCGGGGGAGAGGAGGAUCUGGUCUACUCCCUAAAAGAAGUCUACCAUCGUAUCCUCACGGCUCCCGGUGCCAAUCCACUAAAGCUUCAUGAGGCCUGCCUUCAAGGGAAAUUGUUUCGAUAUGCCAAGCAAGUAGCUGAGGUGGGACCUAGGUUUGCUCCCUUGAUGAAAAAUAUAUACCCUCUUCGUGAAUAA
Molecule: messenger RNA, 1023 nt
Organism: Rhizoctonia solani
Lineage: Eukaryota; Fungi; Basidiomycota; Agaricomycetes; Cantharellales; Ceratobasidiaceae
Product: MYND Zn-finger protein
Exons: 2
Coding region: 1-1023 (340 amino acids)
Source: RefSeq, a predicted model, not a curated record